CCAUGCCAUGGCUGCUCGAAGCAUGCGAUGUCUUCUGAGGCCCUCGAUCUUCAACGCAGCUCUGCUACGCGACAGCGGCGAUGUCGCACAGGUUGUCUGAAAUGUCGAGCGCGGCGACGAAAGUGUGACGAGGCCAAGCCCCGAUGCCAGAACUGUGUUGCGAAGAACUUCGAGUGUCGCUACGGCACGCCUCUGACCUUUCUGGCGAAAAACAACUUCACGAUCGUGGAGGAGCCUGGACAGAGUAAGGGCUUGGGGACAGCUCGGCCAAAGUACGCAAGUUUAGAAGCCGUUGCCGAUUCAUCUUCGCGAAGUGAGCAUAACGACGUUCCCGAUUCCCAAAUCAGGGAUGAGAGCCUUCCAAAAGGCGCAAGCUUGUCUUCGACAAGUGCACGUACUGGUGACGUUCACGUCGUCCAAUCUACGGCCGUGACGGAAUCACACCAACAUGGAGAUCACCCUGAACUGACCGGCGGCGAUUCGUACGAGUCCGCCCUUUACGGGCUUCUCGCCUUGGGUAGAAGCGCCGCCAGCCCAUCGGCACCGACGGUAGUCACCGCUCCACCGCUGGACCCCUCCUUCGCUGAUCUUCAUUCUCCUAUUCAGUCCUUGUUCGAUAGAAUACCUGUCCUACCUGACAGGGACGUCCACGCUAGCUUCGAUGAGUCGUCUCCAACGCAACCUACAAUCCAUCAGGACCUUACCUCGCUCUAUCUCCCACCCCUGCGUACGUUGGAACUGUUAAAAUAUUUCAGAUACGAGAUAGCGCCAAUGCUCGACAUGAUGGACAGAGAUCAGACGUUUGGUCUGGUUGUCCCACGAUUAGCAAUGGUCUCUCACCCUGUUCUAUUAGUCCUUCUGAUGCUCUCUUCUUCUUCUUCGAUAAGAGGUGUAGAGUCUUCGAAAGCAGGAUCAAGCGAGGAAGAACUGAAAAUGCUGGCUAUAAUAUAUGACACAAAGCAAGGGGAGGAAAGCAACACCAGACACGCUUUAGUUGCAUCUGUGCUGUACAUUCUGCUAGGCUUCAUCUCAGACUUCUCGUCUGCGUGCCGGAAUGGCGUGCUCCAGACGUCCAGCCCCUGGAAUCCAUCCGACCUGGUAGAGUUUUCGAGACCAGGGCGACUGGAGACGUCUUUGUAUUUCCUGUCCCUUCGACUAGAGCUAAGCGUAUGCCUUAUGCGAUCAGAGGCUCCGCGACUGCCUCUCAUCCCUCUCAGCACGAUAAACCAUCUGCCACAAAAGUCAGACACGGUAUUGCCGUACGCGUAUCAAGGCCUGCUGAUGUGUGCGGAGGUCCUGAGUCUGUGCUGGGGUAGAGCGGAAGAGUCGGCCACCAUGACAAGGCUGCCUCUCGCGACGCGCUGGUAUCUGCUCUUUGAAAAACUCGAAGGCUGGUAUAAUCUGAGGCCCGGUGAGCUGCUUCCCCUUGUCGAGCUCGACCCUGGACAGGUCCCAGGCAGUGUCGACAGACACUUCCCCACGAUCAGCUUCAGCACGGCGGCGGGCGUUUUCGCGAACCAGAUGCACCACACGGCCAUGUUUCUGCUUUUGCUCCACAAGCCCCGGAAUUUGAGGCUGCAAAGCACGCCGUGGCACACUUCUCCCCUUUGGCAUUCUGAAAGGGUGUGCGGGAUCGCGCUGAACAACAACCGACGUGAAUCUUGGGAUCCUUGUUUGCUUUCAUCGCUUCUGUUGGUCGCCAGAAGGAUGACGCACGAAUCGCAGCAGCGGGCUUUGUCCGAAGGCUUUGCUCGCAUCCAGAAUUUAACGGGCUUCCAGAUCAGCGAGACAGUUGAAGCUCUUCGUAGCACUUGGUCAUACUCUGCUGAUAUUUGAGGGCACAUGUAUUAUGUCUAGUGAAUUGGAAAAAAAA
Molecule: messenger RNA, 1873 nt
Organism: Verruconis gallopava
Lineage: Eukaryota; Fungi; Ascomycota; Dothideomycetes; Venturiales; Sympoventuriaceae
Exons: 5
Coding region: 28-1836 (602 amino acids)
Biological process (GO): positive regulation of transcription by RNA polymerase II
Cellular component (GO): nucleus
Molecular function (GO): zinc ion binding; DNA-binding transcription factor activity, RNA polymerase II-specific; transcription cis-regulatory region binding
Source: RefSeq, a predicted model, not a curated record